This is a messenger RNA of Loa loa (African eye worm), 3233 nucleotides long. RefSeq lists its product as hypothetical. Gene Ontology annotation, molecular function: serine-type endopeptidase activity. Bases 1 to 2889 code for a protein of 962 amino acids. The record is from RefSeq and is a predicted model, not a curated record. Gene Ontology annotation, cellular component: Golgi apparatus. Gene Ontology annotation, biological process: proteolysis. Lineage: Eukaryota; Metazoa; Nematoda; Chromadorea; Rhabditida; Onchocercidae. The transcript is spliced from 24 exons.
AUGCCUGCUCAAUACUUUUUGCUAACAUACAUUAUCACAUAUGAUGGAUAUUAUACACCGAACAUUCGUUAUAACAUAAUUAAGAAAGCAACAGGAAUUACAGUAAAUAUUGAACCCAGGCCUGUUUUGUUGAGCGAUUUUGAUGUUGUCGAGGUAUCUGCAUGCAAUUCGACCAUCUUUGUAGAAUUAGUACAACGAUCCAUUCAUACAAGGCGUGUUGCAAUUAAUAAUCGUUUCACAGCAACAUUAUUUAAAAAACGAUUUUUGACUCAAGGACAACAUUCUGGUGAUACCGAAAUUCGCCACGUUACAAAGCUACUUGAUGUUGAUAAGCUAUGGGAUAUGGGAUAUAAAGGGCAAGGUGUGAAGGUAGCAGUUUUUGAUACGGGCCUUGGCAAGCAUCAUCCUCAUUUUCGGCAAAUUAUCGAACGUACUGAUUGGACAAAUGAGAAAACAGCUGAUGAUGGCCUCGGUCAUGGUACUUUUGUUGCUGGUCUAAUAGCUAGUUCAGAUCGUAGAUGUGAUGGAUUUGCUCCUGCUGCUAGCAUUUAUGUUUACAAAGUCUUUACAAAGAAACAAGUUUCAUUUACUUCAUGGUUUCUUGAUGCUUUCAACCAUGCCAUAUUACGGGGUAUAAAUGUCCUGAAUCUGAGUAUUGGUGGUCCAGAUUUUACUGAUCUUCCAUUCAUGGAUAAGGUAUGGGAACUGACGGCAAAUGGAAUUAUCCUCAUUUCAGCAAUUGGAAAUGAUGGACCGAAAUUUGGGACUUUGAACAAUCCAGGAGAUCAAAUGGAUGUUAUUGGUGUUGGUGGUAUAAAUAUUGAUUCUAAAAUUGCACGUUUUUCAUCACGUGGAAUGACCACUUGGGAACUACCAGGUGGUUAUGGGCGAGUUAAACCGGAUAUAGUCUCCUACGGUUCCUCCGUCUAUGGUUCUGCCUUAGACGGGAAUUGCCGUGCUCUUUCUGGUACUUCCGUUGCGUCACCGGUAGUCGCUGGAGCGGUAGCUGUAAUGCUGAGUGGUAUCGAAGAUAAGCGUUUGUGGAAUCCAGCAGUUGUAAAGCAAGCAUUAGUGGAGGGUGCAACUAGACUUCCGAAUGUGGCAACGAUGUUUGAACAAGGUGCUGGUAAAAUGAACAUUCUUGCGUCGUUCCAGUUCAUGCGGCGAUAUUCUCCAAGAAUAACGUUCAUUCCACCUUAUAUCGACUUCAAUGAAUGUCCUUAUAUGUGGCCAUAUUGUAGUCAACCGCUUUACGCUUCUGGUAUACCGACUUUCAUUAAUGUUACGGUCGUAAAUGGAAUGAGUGUAUCUGGUCGAAUAAUGGCGAAACCGGUAUGGGAGCCAUUUCUGGAUGAAAAAGGUGAUUUGCUGAAUGUUUCAAUAAUACAUUCGGAUUUCUUAUGGCCAUGGUCAGGUUAUAUGGCAGUUGCAAUAAGUGUUAUGCCAAAUGGAUGCAAUUAUGAUGGAACUGCAAGCGGACGGAUUACUGUUACAGUGGUGUCAGAAGAACGAGGUGGACAAAAGUAUUCAACCGCAGUGUUUCCAAUACGAGUUCGUAUCAUUCCGACGCCCCCAAGGAGCCAGCGUUUGUUGUGGGAUCAGUAUCGAAACAUUCGUUAUCCACCAGGAUAUUUUCCACGUGAUGAUUUGCGUGAAAGAACAAAUAUACUAGAUUGGAAUGCUGACCAUCCACAUACUAACUUCAAACCCCUUUAUCAGCAUCUUCGGAGCAGUGGUUACUACAUUGAGGUAUUGGGCGAACCUCUCACAUGUGUGGAUCUGAGUCAGUAUUCAGUUUUUUUAAUUGUUGACCCAGAGGACGAAUUCUUCCCUAGUGAACGACAGAAGCUUUAUGAUGAAGUAAAUGAUGCUAAUUUGAAUUUGAUCAUUUUCGCGGAUUGGUACAAUACGUCCGUAAUUGAUAAAAUUCGAUUUAUGGAUGAAAAUACCAAAGAAUGGUGGGAACCAGAAACAGGUGGAACAAAUUUGCCAGCUUUAAAUGAUCUUCUUAAGGAAUGGAAUAUUUCAUUAAGCGCUCAUGUUCUGGAUGGUUUCGCUACUAUAGGGCAAAUACCAGUGAAGUAUUUGUCAGGAACAUCAAUAUCUAAUGCUCCACCUCAUGCUCUCAUUGCAUUAUCAGAUUUAAUUGAUUUGGGUGAAGAAAUAAUAGCAGAUACAAAAGCUGAUCAGCCGUAUAAAGAAGCCAUUUUCCUGUACUAUAAAAAUGACAUUUCAUCGAAAUCGUCCGGCUUUGUGGCAGUUUUUGGUGAUAGUUCAUGUCUUGAAAUGGGCACAACAUCGGAUGCAAAGAGUUGUAUCUUUUUAUUGGAAGCACUUCUUGAAAGUGCUUUAGAAGGUGAUUUGAUCGAAAGUUUGCGUCAGUCACUUGUAAUUGCCGGUACUACAUCAUCUUGGAUGAAAUCGCAGAAUUUACCCCUUCCAAAAAGACUGACUACUUCGAAUUUCGCGAAAUAUUCGAAAGUUAUAAUGGACAUCUCAGCAGAUGCUGAACCAGUAUAUCGAGAAGAUCCAAAAUGUCGGAUUCUAUGGACUGCUGUUUCAGAGCCUGUCGCCAACGUUACCCUUCCGUCUGAUUUGAGUGGCGAUCAUUUGAAGGAUGAUCGUUCAGAUCUUCCAGGUGAAAAUCAACUUUCGCAUGAACUAAGUUCUGUGCAGCUUCAUGAAAUCGUCGAAUUUUUCGAUACGAGUGUGGAAAAUAAUGUUCAACAAACGUAUCCGUUAAGUUUUAACGACCGAAACUAUGGAUUUAUACUAUGGGGCUUCAUUUUCCUUAUUAUAAUUAUCAUCUACUGUCGUAUCAUGGUACGCCGGCCAGUUGUACGUUUUCGAAUUUUUCGAUUUAUGUUAAGACGGUUCCGGUUGUUCUGAUAUCUCCGUUUAAUUAUCUGUUCAUUUAUUAAUUUUCUUGCAUUUUUCUGGUGCGUUAUUCUUCAUUUUAUACAGUUUUUGUCAAUGAUGGUAACACUGUGGUAUCAGUUGGUACCAUUAAUAGUACUAUUUAAUGACAUAGCUUGUACUGGAAAGGGUGUUUCGUUCUGCUCAUACUAACAGAUAAGCUUAGGCUUGGAAGUCUUCCUUGCAGUCAGAAGAAAAAUAGAAUGUCAUUAAGUUGGGGAAUAAAUGGAUGAAAAGGAAUUUUGAUGAUAAAAGUUUGUCAAAACAAAACAUGACCAAAAUGAGCUAUUAGAAAAUUGGUAAAUCAUGGGAACGAA